Aspergillus mulundensis is the source of this 1692-nucleotide messenger RNA. RefSeq lists its product as uncharacterized. The transcript has a single exon. Lineage: Eukaryota; Fungi; Ascomycota; Eurotiomycetes; Eurotiales; Aspergillaceae. The record is from RefSeq and is a predicted model, not a curated record. Bases 1 to 1692 code for a protein of 563 amino acids.
AUGUCUUCAUCCUCAAGCUUGGCCAUCAGCGCCCCCUGGAAAGAUAUUGUUGAGCGAAAACGAGCCGAACGAGCCUCGAAAAUACCCAAAGGUUGGCUAUUGCCCGACGACAUCAUUAAUAACCGCACAUCUUCUCCCAUCUCUCUUUUACAUUCUUGCAAAUUGCUCUCUCAGACCGAACUUGGAUUGACCAGACCGGAAACUCACGAUGCCACGUCUCUGCUCCAGAAGCUUGCCACUUCAGAAACUUCGAGCACCGAGCUUGUCACUGCCUUUUGCAAGAGAGCAGCAGGAGCCCAUCAACUCACCAACUGCCUCACCGAAAUCCUCUUCGACGAAGCGAUUGCCCGGGCCAGAGAAUUGGAUGAGUAUCUCCAGCGAACCGGAAAUGUCGUUGGCCCCCUACACGGCCUUCCCAUCACAUUCAAAGAUUGCUUCGACAUCAAGGGCCAUGAUACCUCGAUCGGGAUUACUUCGCUUUGCUUCGAACCGUCAACGCAUAAUAGCCACCUUUAUGACAUUUUAACCCGACAUGGUGCGAUCGUUAUCGCCAAAACGACCGUUCCGCAAACCAUGCUGAACGCAGACACAGACUCAAUCGUCUUUGGCCGAACAGUCAAUCCCUAUAAUAGGGACUUCGCGGUGGCCGGGUCAAGUGGUGGAGAGGGUGCCCUUCUUGCGCUCGGUGGCUCGACGCUUGGUGCUGGGACUGACGGCGCAGGGUCGGUUCGGAUGCCAGCCGCGGUCAAUGGAGUGGUAGGGUAUAAGCCCAGUGGGUAUCGGAUCCCACUGGAUGGAAGAAGGGUCAUGGGGACUGGCGUCAUCGGCAGCACAAUUUUGGGUCCUGUGUCGGUCACUGGAUUCCUCGGCCGCUCGGUUCGAGAUAUUAUACUCUUCACCAAGCUCACCGCGGAGGCAAGACCAUGGGAGAAGGACCCCUUCAUCUACCCUCAUCCAUGGCAGGGCCUAUCCAUACCCGCAGCAAAUCAGCUUCGCAUUGGAGUAUGGUCAUCUAACGGCUUCCUGCAUCUUCACCCGCCGGUUGAACGGGGCUUCAGAACGGCUCAAGAAAGACUCGCAAAAUCCGGUGUUGAGCUCGUUGAGUUUAAGGGCCCUGACAUCAGCGACGUCUGGGAACUUCAGAAGGAAUGGACAGAGCUCCAGGACUUGUCAUACAUCCGCGAGCUGUUGUCUUCGGAGCCGCAUACCGAUAUUGUGAAAGCUACCGCGAUCAUCACUAAGAAAGCCACACCCCCACCGCUGACAAUCGAAUACCUCCACUCGAUGAACGCGCGGAUCAGUGCUUUGGUCCGGGCAAUGCAUAGUGCUUGGGAAAGUGCGACUGGAAGCGAGGAUCGACCCAUCGACGCGCUGCUUUGGGUUACCGCGCCACACACGGCUGUCCCCUUUGACAAGUACACCUAUCUGGGGUUCACUGGGUUGUUCAACCUGAUUGACUGGCCUGCUAUGGCACUGCCCCUGGGAAUGUUUGCAGAUAAGAACAUCGACGAGAAGGUCGAUAUUGCUCCGUUCAACGCACUUGACGCUGAGAUCCAUGAUAUUUAUGACGAGGAUUCGUUCGACGGACUCCCACUGUCUGUGCAGCUCAUCGGGCGGAGAUUUGAAGAUGAGAAGCUUCUCGCUGUAUCGGAAGUUGUCCAUGGUAUCAUCAAGCAUGACACCGCCAACUGA